This is a messenger RNA of Phycomyces blakesleeanus NRRL 1555(-), 949 nucleotides long. RefSeq lists its product as hypothetical. Gene Ontology annotation, molecular function: structural constituent of ribosome; RNA binding. Gene Ontology annotation, cellular component: ribosome; cytosolic large ribosomal subunit. The transcript is spliced from 2 exons. Gene Ontology annotation, biological process: cytoplasmic translation. The coding region runs from base 29 to 790 and encodes 253 amino acids. The record is from RefSeq and is a predicted model, not a curated record. Lineage: Eukaryota; Fungi; Mucoromycota; Mucoromycetes; Mucorales; Phycomycetaceae.
UUCCCCACCAUAAAGGAUUUGAUUUAAAAUGGGUCGCGUCAUUCGUGCUCAAAGAAAAGGUGCCGGAAGCAUCUUCAAGGCCCACACUGUCGGUCGCAAGGGUGCUGCCAAGUUGAGAGUUUUCGACUUUGCUGAGCGUCACGGUUACAUCCGUGGUAUCAUCAAGGAGAUCGUCCACGAUCCCGGAAGAGGUGCCCCCCUUGCCAAGGUUGCUUUCCGUGACCCUUACAAGUACAAGCUCAGAACUGAGACCUUCAUUGCCACCGAAGGCAUGUACACCGGUCAGUUCAUCUACUGCGGUAAGAAGGCCACCCUCAACGUCGGUAACGUCUUGCCCCUUGCCUCCGUCCCCGAAGGUACCAUUGUCUGCAACGUCGAAGAGAAGGUUGGUGACCGUGGAGCUCUUGCCCGUACCUCUGGUAACUACGUGACCGUCAUUGGCCACGGUGAUGACGGUAAGACCCGCAUCAGACUUCCCUCCGGUUCCAAGAAGAUCGUUCCCUCCACCUCCCGUGCCGCUAUCGGUAUCGUUGCCGGUGGUGGACGUAUCGACAAGCCCCUCUUGAAGGCCGGUCGUGCUUACCACAAGUACAGAGUCAAGCGUAACAGCUGGCCCAAGACCCGUGGUGUUGCCAUGAACCCCGUUGACCAUCCCCACGGUGGUGGUAACCAUCAGCACAUUGGUCACGCCUCUACUGUCGCUCGCGACUCCUCCGCUGGUCAGAAGGUCGGUCUUAUUGCUGCCCGCCGUACUGGUCUCCUCCGCGGUACCAAGAAGAUCAAGGAUUAAACAAUUUAUUGAUUAUCAUCUUGUUAUUAUCAAAUAAUAAUAAUAUAAAAGAAUCCAUGUAAAAUUCUGUCCAUUAUCUGUCCUGUUCUUCUUUCUGCUUUUUUUUGUAACCAAUGUAUAUAUAUAUGUGUGUGUGUGUACAUAUAUAUGCUUAUAUAC